Messenger RNA from Alternaria atra, 645 nucleotides. RefSeq lists its product as uncharacterized. The transcript has a single exon. NCBI's taxonomy places the organism in Eukaryota, Fungi, Ascomycota, Dothideomycetes, Pleosporales, Pleosporaceae. The record is from RefSeq and is a predicted model, not a curated record. The coding region runs from base 1 to 645 and encodes 214 amino acids. Gene Ontology annotation, molecular function: acyltransferase activity, transferring groups other than amino-acyl groups.
AUGUCACCAUACGACUUCUACUUCUCGACUCCUCGUCUCUACCUUUCCUACUGCGAUCCAUCAUCUGACGCACAUUGCGACUUCGUCCUUGAACUCCUUCACGGCGCACCAUCUCUUCGUCGCCAUCCUGGUAUAGUUGAGGAAGUACCAGAUCGCGACGCAGCGCGGAGAAUCAUAGCUAACGGAGAUGAGAAACUCCGGACGACGGGAUAUGGACGGUACCUUGUCAGUUUGAAACCGAACUCAGCGGAAGAGGAUGAGGAGACUGGUGUUCCAUUUUCCCAAAGGAAAUUAGAACACAUCGGCUAUGUAACUAUGCAACUAGCCCGUGUCCAAGGCGAACAAGCACCUACCAUGCCGGAUUUGGGCUUCAACAUGAUUGAGCGUUACCAUGGGAAAGGGUACGCAACGGAAGCUGCGCAGGGCUUGAUCAAAUACUUUGGCGAUGAGAAGGGUGUGAAAGAAAUCGCAGGGUUGACCGACCCUGACAACAAAGAGGCGCAGAAGCUGUUUCGAAGAGUGGGAUUCAAGAACCAUGGAGUCAGGAGAGUAAAGGGUGUACGGUGGUCGGGUGAAGCGCUUGAUGUGGAUGUUUGGACUUGGGGAUUGGAAGAUGGUAAGAAGUUGGAGGACUUCGGUUUCUAG